Porites evermanni is the source of this 432-nucleotide messenger RNA. Lineage: Eukaryota; Metazoa; Cnidaria; Anthozoa; Scleractinia; Poritidae. The record is from the annotation of a GenBank genome assembly.
AUGGCAUCAUUUUUGGUCUUCUGUCUUCCGCUUUACUUUGUCAUGAAAUAUCACGAAGAGCCAGGUGGAAAGUUACCCUGGUGCAACCCAAUGAUGUCUUUCACUUUUAGUGGCGUCUACAUGGGCGUUUUGACCUUUUUUUCUUACAUUUUACCCUUGACCAUAAUAACCUUCACCUACAUCGUUAUAUCACGGUUAAUAAAUCGGAGCAGUGCCUUCAUCAAACUAAUGAAGAAGGAAGGUAAGCCAGAUAAUGAACAACGUCUCUCCAAAAUUAAGAGCGUUCGCCUCAGACAAAACGAACGCGCCAAGAAAAUUCUUACGCCACUCGUUUUGACUUUCGCCGUCACAAUGCUUCCCUUGAAUAUUUUUCGUCUCAUCAUGGCGUGGAAGGAAGCACUGGUCGAACAACAUGUUAAAUUGAUGUGGUGA